AGCUAUGCUAUAGGUUUCCUCUACUCAAGAUGCGUCCGGAAAAUGUUGAGACUUUGCGUCUUGCGUUUUUUACAAAAAUUUUUUUAGCCUUCUUAUCAAAGAGGUUGAACUGAAUAGGGGUUUCAUGGUGUCGAUUGUCUAAUUGUUUUCGGUAAUCACUUCUUGGAUUCAAACCUCAGUGCGCGAUUGGUAACGCAAACACUAUUUUCUACCGCGGUGCAGCAUUUGGAAAAGCGUUGCGUUUUGAAUUAUAUAUAGCACGCAGUCAGUAAAAUAAUAUAGGAGUUUUUUUGCAGUUUGGAAUGGCAUGUAUUCCAUGCAUAUUCAUUGUCACAAUGAAACAGUAAGCACGUUCACCUUGAAGCGAACAAUUACGAGAGAAAUAAUUAGAAGAAAAGUUCAGAUAUAUAAACUUGCGAGGACAAGUGGAAUUUAAAAGCAUCAUGGUACUCUCAAUUGAAAGAUGGGUUGGCAAAGUAGCCAUAGUGACCGGUGCGAGCUCGGGUGUCGGAGCGGAAGUGGUAAAAAGUCUACUUAAGGAAAACAUAAUCGUCGUAGGUUUGGCACGACGAACAGAGAAGAUAAGGGAAUUGAGCUCAUCUAAAAACCUCCAUGCGGUAAAAGUUGAUCUCAGCGUCGAAGAUGAUAUUCUUCGCGCAUUUAAGUGGGUCAAAGAAAAUUUGGGUCCAAUUCAUAUUUUAAUAAACUGCGCCGGCAUUCUUCGACUGACUGAUUAUCUGGAAGGUGACACUAAAAUGUGGAAGGACAUGAUGGAUGUAAACUACCAUGCGGUGUGCAUUACCACAAGGGAGGCCGUCAAAGAUAUGCGAGCAAAUGGCGUUAACGGACAUAUCAUUCAUAUUAACGAUGUCGGUGGCUAUAAAGUUUUGGACAUAAAACACUUAAACGUCUACUGCGCCACCAAGUUUCCAGUAACUGCGGCAGUCGAAGGGCUCAGACUUGAGUUGAACGCUAUCGGCAGUAAAAUUAAGGUUUCAUGUAUCAAUCCGGGGUAUGUCAAAACGGAUCUGUUCAAAAAUGCCAUAAUUGCCGACUCAUCAUUGCAAAAUUUUGCUGACGAGUUUGAAAAUGAAAAUCCGGCAUUAGAGCCAUCGGACAUUGCCGAUGGUAUUAUCUAUUUACUUUCCACAGCAGAAAAUGUCCAGGUACGAGAACUGACUAUCAAGCCAAUUGGCGAGGAAUUCUAAUGCAUAACUUUGAAUUUAGCGAAUUACGUAACUGAAAGAUUAUAUGACCAUCGUGAUUGACAACAAAAUAGAAAUUUUGAAGGUUGCGUCUAAGUAGUACUUGUACCAAAAGUGUUCUUUAGAAUGAUAAAUUGUUAGUAAUAAUAACGUUUUUUUUUA
This is a messenger RNA of Photinus pyralis (common eastern firefly), 1367 nucleotides long. Its product is annotated as farnesol dehydrogenase-like. The transcript is spliced from 5 exons. Bases 444 to 1208 code for a protein of 254 amino acids. Lineage: Eukaryota; Metazoa; Arthropoda; Insecta; Coleoptera; Lampyridae. The record is from RefSeq and is a predicted model, not a curated record.